Striga hermonthica is the source of this 1635-nucleotide messenger RNA. NCBI's taxonomy places the organism in Eukaryota, Viridiplantae, Streptophyta, Magnoliopsida, Lamiales, Orobanchaceae. The record is from the annotation of a GenBank genome assembly.
AUGAGUUCGUCUCCGAUUCUUUCCGUUGCCAUAACAAUUACAACAAUCCUCGUACUGACGUCGCAUUUUUCCCACUCGUCCCCGACCCCUAACGAAUUCUACGAGUGCAUAAACCUCUACUCUGACACCCCGAUUCCUUUCCCUGCGGCAUUCUACCCGCGCAAUAGCCCCUCGUUCAACUCGGUCCUCAACUCCACCGCCCAAAACCUCCGACGCCUCGUCCCCUCCGUCAUAAAACCCGACCUAAUCUUCACCCCACUAACCGAGAGCCAUGUCCAAUCGGCCGUCAUCUGCGCACGCCAAUUUGGUCUCCGCUUCCGAGCGCGAAGCGGCGGCCACGACUACGAAGGCCUCUCCUACACCUCGGAGUACGGGCCCUUCAUCAUAAUCGACCUCUCGAAGCUCCGGUCAAUCAUGGUCGAUGUCCAAGAUGGGACCGCGUGGAUCCAGUCUGGCGCCACCAAUGGCGAGCUCUACUAUCGAAUCUACCAAAAAAGCCGGACCCAUGGCUUCCCGGCCGGGCUCUGCACGAGCCUCGGCAUCGGGGGCCACAUCACGGGAGGGGGUUACGGAUUCAUGAUGCGGAAGUACGGGCUCGCGGCCGAUAAUGUGGUCGACGUGCGAAUCGUGGAUGCCGAGGGCCGGUUGCUCGAUCGAGCCUCGAUGGGCGAGGAAUUUUUUUGGGCCUUACGGGGUGGGGCCGGGGGAAGCUUCGGGAUCAUCACCGCGUGGAAGGUUCGGCUCGUCAUGGUCCCGCAGACUGUCACGGUUUUCACGGUCCCCAAGACGCUCGAGCAGGGCGCCACGCGGAUACUGUCCAAGUGGCAGCGCGUGGCGAGUAAGAUAGACGAGGACCUCUUUAUCCGUGUCGUCAUCCAGGUGGUUUCGGUGGGCACGGGCCCAUCGGCCAAGAAAACCGUGCAGACGAGCUACAACGCGGUUUUCCUGGGCCGGGCCGACCGUCUUCUCGACGUGAUGGCAACGAGCUUCCCGGAGCUCGGGCUCACUCGAAACGACUGCCGGGAGAUGAGCUGGAUCGACUCGGUCCUCUACAUCGCAGGGUACCCUGCCUCGACCCCACCCGAGGUCCUCCUCCAAGGGAAAUCCCUCUUCAAGAACUACUUCAAGGCCAAGUCCGAGAUCGUGCGGAGGCCCGUACCCGAGACCGGGCUCGAAGGGCUUUGGGCCCGCUUGCUAGCCGAGGACUCGCCGCUGGUGAUCAUGAACCCGUUCGGCGGGAUGAUGGCCCGAAUACCCGAAUGCGAAACGCCAUUUCCCUAUCGAGAAGGAGUUCUCUACAUGACUCAAUAUUUGACGUCGUGGUACGACGCGAGUCCCGAGUUGGAGUCGAGGCACGUGAAUUGGAUUCGUGGAUUGUACGAUUAUAUGGGCGCGUACGUCUCGCGGUUCCCGAGGGGAGCGUACGUGAACUACCGAGACCUCGACUUGGGGACGAACGGGAAUUGCUCGGGCGUCGGUUUUGUCGAGGGGGGGAAAUAUUAUUGGGGUUUUAGUUACUUCAACAGGAAUUUCAAGAGAUUGGUGCUUGUGAAGAGUAUGGUGGAUAGGGAGAACUUCUUCUGGCAUGAGCAGAGCAUACCUACAUUGAUGAUGUUAAGAGGAAAAGCUAGCUAG